AGCGGGCUCCCGACGCACUGCCUGAGUGAGUGCGCGGGCGGCUUCCGGUGUGGGUGACGAGUGGUGGCCGAAGCAGGGGGACAUCAGGGGACUCUUAGGCUGGAACCAUGGCGGACGGCGGCUCGGAGCGGGCUGAUGGGCGCAUCGUCAAGAUGGAGGUGGACUACAGCGCCACGGUGGAUCAGCGCCUGCCCGAGUGCGAGAAGCUGGCCAAGGAAGGAAGACUUCAAGAAGUUAUUGAAACCCUUCUCUCUUUAGAAAAACAAACACGUACUGCUUCUGAUAUGGUUUCUACAUCCCGUAUCUUAGUUGCAGUAGUGAAGAUGUGCUAUGAGGCUAAAGAAUGGGAUUUACUUAAUGAAAAUAUUAUGCUUCUGUCAAAAAGGCGGAGUCAGUUAAAACAGGCUGUUGCAAAAAUGGUUCAACAGUGCUGUACUUAUGUUGAAGAAAUCACAGACCUCCCAGUCAAACUUCGAUUAAUCGAUACUCUCCGAAUGGUUACAGAAGGAAAGAUUUAUGUUGAAAUUGAGCGUGCUCGACUGACUAAAACAUUAGCAACUAUAAAAGAGCAAAAUGGUGACGUGAAAGAGGCAGCCUCCAUUUUACAAGAAUUACAGGUGGAAACCUAUGGGUCAAUGGAAAAAAAAGAGCGAGUGGAAUUUAUUCUGGAGCAAAUGAGGCUCUGCCUUGCCGUAAAGGAUUAUAUUCGGACACAAAUUAUCAGCAAGAAAAUUAACACCAAAUUUUUCCAGGAAGAAAACACAGAGAAAUUAAAGUUGAAAUACUAUAAUUUAAUGAUUCAACUGGAUCAGCAUGAGGGAUCCUAUUUGUCUAUUUGUAAGCACUACAGAGCAAUAUAUGAUACUCCCUGUAUACAGGCAGAAAGCGAAAAGUGGCAACAGGCUCUGAAAAGUGUUGUUCUCUAUGUUAUCCUGGCUCCCUUUGACAAUGAACAGUCAGAUUUGGUUCAUCGAAUAAGUGGUGACAAGAAGUUAGAAGAAAUUCCCAAGUACAAGGAUCUUUUAAAGCUUUUUACUACAAUGGAGUUGAUGCGUUGGUCCACACUUGUUGAAGACUAUGGGAUGGAAUUAAGGAAAGGUUCCCUUGAGAGUCCUGCAACUGAUGUUUUUGCUUCUACAGAAGAAGGUGAAAAAAGGUGGAAAGACUUGAAGAACAGAGUUGUUGAACAUAAUAUUAGAAUAAUGGCCAAAUAUUAUACUCGGAUAACAAUGAAAAGGAUGGCACAACUUCUCGAUCUGUCUGUUGAUGAGUCAGAGGCUUUUCUCUCGAAUCUAGUAGUUAACAAGACCAUCUUUGCUAAAGUAGAUAGGUUGGCAGGAAUCAUCAACUUCCAGAGACCCAAGGAUCCCAAUAAUUUAUUAAAUGACUGGUCUCAGAAACUGAACUCAUUGAUGUCUCUGGUUAACAAAACUACACACCUUAUAGCCAAAGAGGAGAUGAUACAUAAUCUACAAUAAGGGUCCCAAUGCUUUUAGAAAAGAGAUGAAAUAGGAAGUCAUUAAAAAAAAAAAAAAGACUGUUAUCAUGGUGUAUAUGUUGGUUUCUUUCUUUUUUAUUUUUUUUUUCUAUUCUCUGCUUCUUUAUCUAAAAUCUUAAAAUAGUGGAUGUGUUUGAGGCUCCUUUUGACCUUUCAUUUCCCUAGUUUCAUUAAUUCUGCAUUUGCAGUUGGUGCAAAAAUACACAUUUCUGUUGUCUGAAUACACAAAAAAUUGUGCCAUAACUUACCCAAGUAUGUUUUUCUAUCACUGGAAAACUUUUUAGCUAUUUGUUUUCAUUCAACUAACAACUAUAUAAUAAUAAAAGCGGUAUAUGUGUGUUUACUUUC
Molecule: messenger RNA, 1846 nt
Organism: Urocitellus parryii (Arctic ground squirrel)
Lineage: Eukaryota; Metazoa; Chordata; Mammalia; Rodentia; Sciuridae
Gene: Psmd12
Product: proteasome 26S subunit, non-ATPase 12
Cellular component (GO): cytoplasm; proteasome regulatory particle, lid subcomplex
Source: RefSeq, a predicted model, not a curated record